AUGUCUAUCUCUCCUUUCAAUUGGCCACUCUGGUGGCGCAUCGCUGUUCUACUAAAUGUCAGCUUUUACAACCUUCUCGGGAAUACCUGGGCCUCUGGUCUUUCUCCCGUCUUUGGGUUAAUCAUUCAGGAGCUGCACUGCUCGCAGACUCAAGCUUCCGACUUGGCAACGUAUGCUUUGCUGGCUCUGGGACUCUCUAAUCUGUUCGCUCUUCCUUUAUCCCUACUCAUCGGGAAGCGAUUCACAGUCCUCGGUUCGCUCGUCAUCUUUAUCGCUUGUAACAUCUGGUCCGGAGAAGCCACCGACUAUGCAUCCCUUCGAAAUUCACGCAUCAUUGGUGGACUAGCUGGUGGUCUCGUCGAAGCCCUCGGUCCCAUCAUCGUGGCCGAGACAUUCCCCAGCCACCAGCUCGGAAGAGCCAUGGUGGUCUAUGUUGGCCUCCUCGCUGCCGGCUCUGCAAUUGGUCCACUUGUCGCUGGGGCAGUUGGAGUUGGCUUGGGUAGCUGGAGAUGGUAUCUCAGGAUCCUCUCCAUAGUUCUUGGGCUAAACCUCAUUUGCUCUAUCUUGAUGCUUCCUGAGACAACCCACGAUCUUAACGAACUGAAUAUGACUCAGACCAGGCCUACGAGCUCGGCAAACGCGGAGCCGAAGCCAACGUCCACUUCGAUCGAGGACAUCUAUAUCUCAUCUCCGGCAGAAACAACAAUCGACGAGACUCUUCCACCUCACUUUGGCAAGGAAUGGAUGUCGAGAUCGUUCAGCAACGAGUAUAUGCCCAUGAAGUGGAAGAGCAUGGGUCAGUCAUUCGUCCAGCCGCUGCAGCUGCUUAUGGCACCUCAAGUUCUCGUCACCGUUUACGUCUUUGGCAUAACAAUUGGCUGGACUGUCAUAAUCUCCAUCAUCAUCUCUAUUACUUAUGCUAGUCCUCCCCUACUGUGGAAUUCGAAAUCGAUCGGUCUACUCAACGUCUCUGCUCUUCUCGGUAUUCUUAUUGGCCUUCCCAUCGGUGGCUACUUCGCAGACCUUCUUUUCAUUCGCUCUGCAAGAGGAGGUGCUCGGGAGCCUGAUCCCAGAAGUAGAUUACCAAUUAUGCUUAUCGGAGCACUCGCCAGCCCUACUGGUUGUCUUGUCCUGGGGCACGGAUUACAGCACCCUCAUCACUGGAUCGUUGUCUGCGUCGGAUGGUGUCUACUUGCCUUUGGUCUGACAGGCUCGGCAAAUGUUCUUCUUACUUAUUCAGUCAGCACUAUGCCUUCAAGAGCAGGGGACAUCGGUGUCUUGGUAAAUGUAAUGAAGAACUGCUUAGGCUUUGGCGUAUCCUAUGCCUCUCUUACUUGGAUGAGAGCGAUGGGGACAUUGAAGCAAUUCGCCAUCAUGGGUGCUCUUCUCUGGUUUGGAUACAUUCUGGUGUUUCCGGUAUGGGUCUGGAGCAAGUCUCUUGUACGCAGGAGCGCAAUUUAUACCAGGUAA
Molecule: messenger RNA, 1470 nt
Organism: Fusarium redolens
Lineage: Eukaryota; Fungi; Ascomycota; Sordariomycetes; Hypocreales; Nectriaceae
Product: major facilitator superfamily domain-containing protein
Exons: 3
Coding region: 1-1470 (489 amino acids)
Biological process (GO): transmembrane transport
Molecular function (GO): transmembrane transporter activity
Source: RefSeq, a predicted model, not a curated record